This is a messenger RNA of Rhipicephalus sanguineus (brown dog tick), 4862 nucleotides long. RefSeq names its product lipid droplet-associated hydrolase-like. The record is from RefSeq and is a predicted model, not a curated record. NCBI's taxonomy places the organism in Eukaryota, Metazoa, Arthropoda, Arachnida, Ixodida, Ixodidae. Gene Ontology annotation, cellular component: lipid droplet. Gene Ontology annotation, molecular function: lipase activity. Gene Ontology annotation, biological process: lipid storage.
GAAUCGCUUUUCUCCUCUGCACGGCAACCGGCUCGAUCGAGUUCUACGCCGAGUUCAUAGCGAGAGAUUUUCGAGGGCCUCAAGGCAAGGUCAUCGUCUGGGGAGUCUCGCACGCCGGUCACGGCCCCCCCAAGCCCAUGCAGAUACCCAACGUAGAAGACCAUCCGACACUGUACUCCUGCGAGGGUCAGAUCGGCCACAAGAUGUCCUUCAUCAAGCAGUACAUUCCGAGUGGAACGCCGCUCUUCCUGGUCGGGCACUCCAUCGGGUGCCACAUGGUCCUCGAGAUACUCAAGAGGGCCCCAGACCUCAAUGUGCUCAAGGCGUUCCUGCUUUUUCCGGCCAUCGAGAGCCUGGACUCGUGUCCCCGCGUGAGCAUCAUCAACCCCCUGGUCACCUACCUGCGGCCUCUGACCGUGGCCUCGCUGUCCGCGCUGCGGUUCCUACCGCGCACUGUGCAGAACAUGCUCAUCCGCUUCUACAUCUACCUCGCCACCUCGUGCACAACGCCGCACCGGACGUCGCUGAGCGGCGCGCAGAACUACUUCCGGCCGGAGUGCCUCAUGGCCUGCUUCGUGUUCACGCGCGACAUCAUACAGAACGUGCGCGAACGGGACGACGCCACCAUCGGGCGGCACGCGGACAAGCUGGUCGUGUACUACGGCCAGAACGACCACUGGAGCCCCGUCGAGUACUACGACAACCUGCGCAGGACGUUCCCCGAGGCGGACGUGCGCCUCUGCGACCGAGGCUUCCGGCACGCCUUCGUACUCGACUGCAGCGUCGACGUUGGCAACAUGGUGCGCGGCUGGAUCGAGCCGUUCCUGCCUAGCUAGCGGCGUGUGCGUGCACCUCUCGAACUGUUGCUUCGUUUUUUAUGUCGCGCGCAUUGAAAGGUGUGACAUGCUGUCCCGUUUAUUUGCACCUCUGGACACAUAAGAGUGGCAAAGGUUACACGAUAACUGAAGCGGUUGUUAAUUAAAGCCCCCGAGAGAGGUAAGCUAUAAUUUGCGGAAAGCUGCGGUAGGAGCAUGGAUGAAGCCAUGGUUGUCACCCUGUAACUGGCGGUACAGCGUCCCUAUCGCCCCAUGGCAAGCGAACAUCGAGAACGGAACUGCAACGGAUGCUUUGCAAUGAUGAGGAAAUCAGACAGCGUGGAACUUGACGAUGAUUUUGUUAGGCCUGGUCGUAAACGUCUGGCUGCUUCUGUAAAUAAUGGAUCCCAGAAGAUAGUGUAAUACGUUGGCGCUGUUGAAAACAAGUCCCAAGUCUUUGUCCAAGGACCCGCGAUCACGUCAGAUCUUUUUAUACUUUAGCCGUGCCGACCGAGGUCAGAUAUUAUCGGUCAGUGAUAUGGCGGGAACGCGUUUUCGAUUGACCAAUUAUGGCGAUAUUCCAGACGACGUGCGUUGAUCAAAUAAGCAAGCCCGCCUUAACUUUGUUGCUCCAAUAAGACGUCGCACUGGCGUGACUUCAUUGAAGCGUGCAAUUAUCCCCGGAAUAGAUCGGUUGAGUUUGUGCAUCGAGUUGGACAAACAGAACAGCUCAGCCAGCAGUUCGUACGUGGACGUUUUGCACCAUCUACGUUGACGAUAAACAAAGUCCUGAGUUUAGGCAAUAAUUGCAAACGUGUAUUAUUUCCUUUUUCAUCCUUCCUGAUGAGCGUUCUACACCACGGACGUGAAUGUUGAGAGUUGGUACUAUUUUAUUUUUUUAUGACAGCCACAAAAUAACAACACUUCGACAAUUUCACCUCGCGGUUGCUUAUCAACUAUCAUCGCUGCCCUUGCUUUAUCUCUUACUUUUUACCUUAAACACGCCAAUCAUAAAGGAAACUAGGCUGAUCCAACACUCCGUGCAAUCACCUUGAGCAUAACUUACGCGUCCACUUGUCACACCUGGUACCAACUAUUUGCUGCAUGUUACUAAUACCAUUACCAUUUUUGCCGCCACCACAUCUACCCACUAAACCUCCUCUCCACAACUCAACCACCACUACCACCGCUGCUAUUCCACACCACAUUGCCUAGCCUCUAGAUGCUACAAAGAAAGAGUCACGUUAAGGGUAACUUCCCCAGUAAAGCAAUCCCAUUAUUGACCCUAGUGCAAUUAAAUGUGUGAAGGAGCGUGUACAUCGAUGAAAGGUAGCUGCGAGCGUGUAAUUUAAUAUUUUAUACGCUCGCACUUUUCGUAAUUAAACACUAUUUCUGCCACAUAUCAUGGUAUUUUCUCACUGCACCGGUAGGAAGCUUGAUUCAGUCAGUGUCCGCCUUGCAUUAAUCAUCUGCUACCGUUUAUCGCUUUGUCUUUACGUCCGAUUCUACUUUCUAAUAAGGUCAAGGCAGGCUUCAGUUUAGAUAUUACACAUACUUCGAUUGCUUCUAUUUUCGAGACUCCUUCGGGUUUUCCGUUGCUUUCUUUUCAACAAUGUCCAUCCGUCAUUCGUUUUACGCACCACCAGAUGCGCUGAAGUAAUUAUUUCCCGAGAUGAAUACGAUAUUAUAGUCGGUUACCAAAGAAUAAAUAUAAGCUCCACUCUCAAAACCACGGUGCGCUUGUCCGUCACGUCUGUAACAGCUGUACCAGAUAGUUUGCGGUCGAACCGCAAGUACUUAUGCAAAUACUAGACGUAAUUAAGUUUGUCUUUUCUGAGUAAUAUUACGUUUGCCCGAGUACUGUCAGAACGUCUAAUAAAAUUUGUCAGGACGUUCAAGUUCGUCUACUCGUAAAACCAGUGACAUGUCUCUGUGUGAAAAAAUUCGACUAUCUCGGCUAUCUUCAGCACGCAAAAGUUCAUGACGUCGCGAAAAUGAGCGAGCGUGAUUGGUUGGUGCAUGUACGCAAAUUACUUUUGCGUUGAACGGCGUUGCCUGUGGGCGGAGCUUAUAUUCAUUAUUCGGUUGUAUCCGACUAUAUGCUUACUCAAAGUGUAGGGACAGUAAAAUACAUUUUAGUACCGUUGUCAAACAAUAUAGGCUAGUGACCACUCUUUCUUCUGCAAACCUUCCAACUGUUGUAUGUACCAUCACGCAGUUCUACCUGUUGAUUAUGCUAAGUAGUGAUGAUAUUGUUUCGAUAUGAUUGUCUCCUCGUAAGUGCUUUAAUCGACUCAGAAAUUUUGGCUGCGUGGUUUCAUCUGUUGUAUCUAAAACGUUGAUCCGACCUUCAUCUUCUAAUUAAAAAAAAAAUUCCCUCGUUUUGCAUCAUCAGCGGACGGUAUUCGGUGGUAUAGUCAUUCUUUUCGUAAAAACAGCAGCUUUGUUAGCUAAUUCAUAAAACACAGAUGCGAUCCAAGCGCCGUGAGCCGAGUUCUUUCUUCUUCGAUUCGCGUUUUUCUUUUCUUUUUUUUUCUACGCUAAAAAUGGCGUAUUCGAAGAGUUUAUCGGUCACGCAACAAUAAUCGCCAUCUAUCUCGCAUGAUUUUCUUGAGUUAUCACCACAAUCCCGGUACUUCCUGGUUAGGAACAGCAUGCGGUAAUCAUCGUAACAGGGCAUCCUUGGUGGUCGAAAUUUCCGGAGCCCUCGAUUACGGCGUCCCUCAUAAUCAUAUUGUGGUUUUGGGACGUUAAACAACAACAAUUAUUAUUAUUAUUAUUGUUGUUACGGGGAUUAUUUAUUCGGCAAGCACUGGUCAAGCUAACACUGCACACAGUGCACAGGAACGCAGGUCAAAGGCAGCUCCAGGCUCUGCCCCACAGCAGCAACGUCGUCGUCGUCUUCAUCCAUCCGGUAUCAAUGCGGCGCCCGUGCCAGAGUGACCUUUCCAUACCCGUGACAUUAUUAUUAUUAUUAUUAUUAUUAUUAUUAUUAUUAUUAUUAUUAUUAUUAUUAUUAUUAUUAUUAUUAUUAUUAUUAUUAUUAUUAUCCAUAGGAAAGUAGAGAGCGAGCAAUUUUAGAGAAAGGAAGUUCAAGCGAGCCAGGUGACGAUUAUUGUUGCGUGACCCGCUUUCGCAUUAGAGUGCAAUACACUUAACACACAUUUGCACAUUUAACACAUAAUAUUCGCUUUAUAAAAACAAGAAAAAAGUGCUAUUAUACCGUUAAAACUUCAUUAAUAUUAUUCAUUCCACCUCAAGGGCCCACGGUGAACUGCAUAAUUACAUUAUACAUAAUCAAGCACAUUGGCCUCCGGCCUCGAUGCUUAUAUAUGCUUUCGACUUCCUGACGAAUAAGCUGCUUUCUUAAACAGCCUUACUUCAGCCAUUCCUGCAGUGAGUGCCACGACCAUUGUUCUGUCGACAAAAUCAAGGGUGUCAAUUCAAUGAGACAGCAUGCCAACCUAGUCAAGAUGUUUAGAACUGUUUUAUGUAUCUAGGCGCAUACCAGCAUACUCGUUUUCUUCCGUUUUAUUAUUAUUGUUUUGUACACGAAACCUUUGUAAAGCGCUGACGAUGGCAAUGAAUGAUAGUGUUUAGUUAUCGGCACGCUUUAUAGGGAGUUGUAUAUGCAUUCUAGUCCCGCUUCGACGCUUCGUGGUGAGGCGUCUGCAUCGAUGUUACAUAGUUUCAGCACGUCCGUACUAAAUGUUACCGUUUGGAGGCUAACGGAAGAAAAAUCGUGGAUGUGAACAAAGGCACUGGUAGCGCCAUCUUGUGAGGCUCAGCGCAAGGAAAGCGCAAAUAGGCAAUGACAGGAUCUGUGUUCCCUAUCAUACGUGGGAAGAACACAUCGACGUAUCUGAAGAGGUUACACGCGAGCAGUCAUGAAUGUAAGUGGAUCUCUUAUUUCGAUAAGACCAGCGUAAAACAGAAAUUAAGUGCGUCUCUCUCAUUCUUUCAUACAAGAAACUGUCACAAGAUGUCGCCACCUACUGCCUUUCACUUCAACGGUAAACCGUAAUCCUUAAACCUCGUAUUGACGUU